CCCCCGGCUGCAGCUCCUGCACCGUGUGGCUGCUCGAGGCGGAGGCUUCAUGUUCCCCACCGAUCCUCCGGACGGAUCCGCCCAGGAAGUAGAGAGAGAGAGAGAGAGAGAGAGAGAGAAGCAGCCAGGUCCCACGUAACGUUAGAUUCACAAAGAGAGAAAGUGGAGGAAGCACCGCUCCUCCGCACUUUAACCUGCGGGGCGGAUUCACGCACUUUUCAGACGUUAACGCAGGAGCCGGAGGAGGUCACGCGUCAUGGAGAUCUAACGCGGGUUUGAAUGGCGGCGGCGCCUUUGAUUCACGACACUGCGACAAAGUAACGUCAGAAAAAAAGAGACGAGGAGGGAGAGAGAGGAAGAAGAAGGAGAAGAAGGAGAGAAAGAAGGAGCAGGAGGAGGAGAAGAGUAGUUUGUGUUCACGGUGUUUUCCUUUGUGUUCGAACCCUCCGGAUCCUGUCACCAUGACGCCGGACCUCCUGAACUUCAAAAAGGGAUGGAUGUCAAAGCUGGACGACAGUGGAGAGUGGAAGAAGCACUGGUUUGUUCUGACGGACGCUGGACUGAAGUACUACAGAGACUCCAGUGCAGAGGAGAAAGAUGAUAUGGACGGAGAGAUUGACCUAAAAUCCUGUGUGAAGGUGUCUGAGUUCGACGUGGAGAAGAACUACGGCUUUCAGAUACAGACGAGGGAGGCCGUGUUCACGCUGUCCGCCAUGACGGCUGGGAUCAGGCGGAACUGGAUAGAGGUUUUAAAGAAGUGCAUACGACCCAGCAGCUCCCCAGACCUCACACAAUUACCUGACAGCAGCAGCGACAAGGAAAACUCCCAUUCACGCUUCCUGCUGUCCUCCCGUCGCCCGUCAUCACGCCAUGCCAAUGAUCAAUUAGACGUUCCAUCCUCCGUGCCUCAGCGCAGGUUUGACUACGUCGAGCUGUCGCCCGUUCCCGCCUCCUCCGGUCCUCUUCCAGCCAGCCAGCGAGAGGCAGGAGAAGGGCAGGGGAGGGAGAGCCAGUGGCAGGAGGAGAGGAACACGAGCAGCCAGUGGGAGGCCUUGCUGUCCAGAAAGGGCACGGGCGUGGGAUCGAACCAAAGGCUACGCAUGGAGGACGAGAUAGAGAGGAAGUGGGCGGAGUUUGAACGCUUGCCGCUAAAAGAGAUGAGCUCAAUUGGAUCAAGGCUCUCCGGCCAGUCAGCCAAUGAGGCGCUGCAGAGGGAGGUGGCGUCACUGAGGCAGCAGCUGGAGCAACUACAACAGGGGGGGAGAAGAGGAGGAGGCGGAGGGGGUGGAGGAGGGGAUGUGCGGGGUGGCUGCGGCCCAGACGCUCCAUGUGGCCGCAGCCUGGCGGCCAUGGAGCGUGCUCACAGACAGGCGCUGGAGGAGCUGCAGAGGCAACACGAACGCCAGAUCAAGGAGCUGGAGACGGAGAAGGACAGGCGGCUGCUGGAGGAGACUCAGGACACCGCACGAGUGAUGGAGGCUUUGAAGAAGAAACACAAAGAGGAGCUGGACAGAGAAGUGGAGAGAGUGAAGAGGCUGAGCAGCGGAGUGCUCGACUCACAGACCCUACGAGCUCAGCAACAGGCAGAAACCCAGUCCCUUCAGAGAGAGCUGGCCGGACUCUCUGAGCGCUACUCUCAGAAGUGCCUGGAGCUGAAUCGAGCGGAGCAGAGCAGCGCUGAGAGAGAGCGAGAGAUCAGCCGCAAGGAAAGAGACAUGGAGCAGCUGAGGAAAGAGAACCAGGACUUGAAGGCCCGUUUGACAGAGGAGAUGAGCCGUGUACGAUCCACCGUAGAUCAGGGCUCGAAGGACAAUAAAGACAGGACGUCCUGUGAACUCGAGGUUCUUCUCAGGGUGAAAGAAAACGAGAUAGAUUACUUACAGAAGGAGAUUAGCUGCUUAAGGAAUGAACUGCAGUUUCUCAACACGGAGAAACGUCUGGCCUGUGAACGAUACACGGAGGUGCACGAGGAGCUGAGUGGCAUGAAGGGCCGGAGCGAGCGAGAGAUCCAGAGUCUAAAGGAGCACCUGAGGCUGGCCAUGGCUGCUCUGCAGGAGGGACAAAAACUGGGCAACAGCCUGGACCACUGAGAACCUGCUGCUGGUACUAAUGUGCUGGAAGAUGCAGUGACAGGUGACUGAAACAAAGAGAGGAGAGGAGAUUGAGGAGCAGAGGGGCCGACUGUUGGAUUUGUACAGUUCCAGCUGUGGGGGCCAUGACGGUGCCUUAGUUUUCAAUCAUUCUGCCAACGAGCAGCAUAGAGUAGCUAUUAGCUGGUUUAAUUACACUGGGCCACACAUGAUAUAUAAAACUGCACUUUUUCAUUUUUUUUAUUGGAGCUUUUGCUUUUGUGAGUGAAAGCGUGUAUGAGUGCACAUUUUGUCUUAGAACUGGGACAUUUGUUGAGUGGCAUGUUUUAUCUUUUUUUUUUUUUAUCAGGUGUUGUAGAUAAAGACUUCAUGCUGCAUCAGCUUUUUUUUUUUUUUUCUCAUGGCCACUGUGUCUUCUCCCUGAGGCAGCAGGAGUCAGCACAGUUACAGAAGAGCUACUGUCAUCUCAGUUUUCUGUUGUACAGCUUUUCAUUCAGUGUUUUCUUUGUGAAAACCGCCCUCGUUUCUUUACAAACGGGAGCUUAUCACGUGGUGUUAUUAUUUUCUAUCUUGCAGCAUUGAGAACAAAACUUGGGAUCAAUACAGGACAAGACAGCAAACAUUUCUACUUCCUGGCGAGCUGAAUAGAAAGUUGUUCCACUUGUAUAGAAUCCUAUCCAGGAUCAACUUUCUCUGCGGAAGCUUGUGAGAGCUGUUGAAUGAAUGUUGCCCCACAUCACAGAUGUCUUCAUCUUUGUGUGAAACCUCGGCCGAGACGCUUCCAGUUGCGCCUGAUCGUUGUUGGAGUUUAUGUUCCUCCACCACAACAAAUGACAGGUGUUGCAUUGAUGAGCCAAUUUUUUUUUUUUUUAUGGACAGUAUGUAUUGUGAUAAAAUUACUUAUCUACCUGCCUUUUGAAAACGGUUUCAUAUUUAAUGUACCGAAGAACCUGUAUCGUCUUUGUAAAUUAUACACAUUUUUGCAAUCAAUAAAAAAGU
This is a messenger RNA of Paralichthys olivaceus (Japanese flounder), 3089 nucleotides long. RefSeq names its product TRIO and F-actin binding protein b (gene triobpb). Gene Ontology annotation, molecular function: actin filament binding. Lineage: Eukaryota; Metazoa; Chordata; Actinopteri; Pleuronectiformes; Paralichthyidae. Gene Ontology annotation, cellular component: actin cytoskeleton. The record is from RefSeq and is a predicted model, not a curated record. Gene Ontology annotation, biological process: positive regulation of substrate adhesion-dependent cell spreading.